AGUGUUCGAUCGAGUGUUGCACAAGGACACAAACUUAUGGACCGCCCUCAUCUCCGCUUGCGCCCGCUCCGAACCAUCUCAAUAUUCCCAGGCAAUCGGACUUUUCUCGCUCAUGACCCGGGAUUGGGGUCCGGAUGCUCGCCGGAACCACUUCACCUUCACAACCGUUGCCCGAGUCAUAUCUUCUGCCCCUGAACACAUUUUUACAUGGGAAAAACCCUCCAUGGAUACGUCAUCAAAUCUGAGGUGAUGUUGAAAGACGUUGUUGUUGAGACUGCAUUUAUGGAUAUGUAUGCAAAAUGUGGGGAUGUAGAAUGUGCUCACAAAUUGUUUGUUGAAAUGUGUUUAAGAAAUUUGGUUACUUGGAACGCUAUGUUAGCAGGGUUUGUACAUUCAAUUGCUCAUGUGUACUUUUCUUGCGGUCAAGUAACUCUGCUGAGAAAGUUUUGAGUGGAGUAGAAGGAGAUGUUGUUUCAAAGAUGAUAAAAAUUAGAGGAUGUGUUUAUAAUCAAAGAGACAGUGAGGUAUUGAAGCAUUUUUGUUUAGAAAAGAAUUGUGCUGAGAUUUUCUAUCGGAAUUACACUAUAAUUCUGCCAAUUUUAACUGCAUGCACGAAUCUGUCUUUGCACAGAGUUGGGAUGCAAGUCCAUAGCAUUUUUAUUACAUUAAUUGUUUCUUGUUUUCACUCUAAGUUUUCAGAGGAUAACGAAAUAAUUCUCGGAAGUGCAUUUAUUGAUAUGUAUAGCAAGUGUAGCUUUAUUGAUGAUGCUCAGAAAGUUUUUUAUCAUUAGAUGCCUGAAUAACGGGUUUCUCAUUGGAAUGCAGUGAUAUCUAGGUGCAUAUAUAAUGAUUUGAUAGAAGAUGCUAGGAGAUUGUUUGACAAUGAGCCUGACAAAAAUGUGGUUUCUUGGACAAGCAUGAUGACAGGGUAUGCACAGAAUGUUUGGCCACAAGAAGUCCUAAAGUUGGUUUAUAAAAUGUAUAGUGAUGAAGAAGGAUUUAAAGUAGAAGGAAAUUGCUUAACAUUUGUGGUUUGCCUUGAAGCCAUUAGCUAUUUAUCAGAUAUAGAGACGGGAAGGCAAGUACAUGCAAAGAUCAUUCGGAGAUUGAUGAGUGCCGAUACUCAUAAUGUGGUUGUUGGAACCGCUUUGAUCGAUUUGUAUUCAAAAUCAGGUAAGAUGAAGUAUGCUCAAAUAGCCCUUGACCGGAUGAGCGAGAAAAAUACCAUUGCAUGGACUUCUAUCAUCACGUGUUAUUUAGUUCAUGGGUUGGGUUUCCAUGCCUUGGAACUCUCUCAGCAGAUGAUGGAAACAGGCAAGGUAGAUGAAGCAUGGCGCUUGCUAGAGGAAAUUGAAGACACUGAAUUGGGAUAAAGACGCUCGUCUGGUACCAUUUUGGCAGCACUAUUGGGUGCUUGUUACGUACAUGGAAACAUGGAAAUAAGCAAGAGGGUAGCUAAAAAGAUGUUGCAACAAGUCUCUACUUCGCAUAUUACCCUUUCUAAUGUUUAUGCAUCGGCCGGAAUGUGGAAUGAAGCAUAUGGAGUGAGGAUGAACUGGAAGAAAGAUGGUGAUGAAAAUGCAAGCCGGGCCUUAACCAAAUCUGCACUCGUCCACAGGUUUACAGAUCUGGAUUUCUGGAGGUUUUAGAAAAGUGCAUAUUUAUCAACUCAAGUGAUUGGCCUUGUAAGAAAUUGCUUUAUUACUUGGUAUAUGAUGAAUUUGUUUCGGCCACCUAAAAUUGCUACUACGAAAAAAAUGCUCUUUUGUUUACAUGUAUAAUUUCCCUUUUUCUCCUCGAGGACGACUUGACAAUGUUUUACAUGGACCUCAAUGUAACAUGUUAAAAGAUGGAGAGCUAGAUCAAAAUUAAUGGGAUGGAUUUAGUUGUAUUUGAUUUUUCGGUUGAUGAACUGAAUACGGUGAAUAGGAUACACAACAAAGGAUUCAUAUAGCCUACAUCUAACAUAGACCACACUCACCACAGAGUCGACAAAUUAAAUGAAAACUUUGAAUUUCCUCGUAGUUCAUUUGAUAAAUUGAAUGUAACAUUAUCGUUCUAGAAAAAAGGCUAAUAUUGCAUAUCACAUAUAUGCUCAUUGUUCCUGAUAAGCCGCCAUACCAACCUCGAGCGUUAAUUAAUGGGCACCUUUUUCAUUUUUGAGCUCUAUCCUAAUAUCUACAUCCCGUGACAUUCAUAAAUAAUGCACUGACGUGAACUAAGUACCAAAAAGGCUGGCUGCUUGUUCUGUAGUUAUAUGUCUGUGAAUGACAAUAAGAGAAAUUCAUAAGCUUUAUCGAAUUCAUAAUAUUCUCUUAAUUCUUGUCCCACUAACUUCAUCUGAUGAAUAUUCCUUUAUGGGAUGUUUUUAUGGUACGUUAGACAGUAUCGUACACAAUUAAAGAGGAAAAAGAUUAAAAAAUUUGUCACUACUUUCCAAUCAAAAGUACCCUUACAGGACUAGACUCCUUACAUCACUAUAAAAGGCACAAAAGCUUGAAGAAUUUGAUAAGAUUGUAUAAAUAGCUAGUUAUCCAGGAUUUUACUCAUAUCUCUAGGAAACGUCAAAUUACAGUAUGUAUAGCCAGGGAAGAAGCAUUGCAAGGCAAUCCGUAGUUUUUCCCACAUCUUUUCUUUUUCUUUC
Molecule: messenger RNA, 2644 nt
Organism: Olea europaea var. sylvestris
Lineage: Eukaryota; Viridiplantae; Streptophyta; Magnoliopsida; Lamiales; Oleaceae
Product: pentatricopeptide repeat-containing protein At3g57430, chloroplastic-like
Exons: 2
Coding region: 918-1373 (151 amino acids)
Biological process (GO): RNA modification
Molecular function (GO): protein binding; RNA binding
Source: RefSeq, a predicted model, not a curated record